Molecule: messenger RNA, 1838 nt
Organism: Erinaceus europaeus (western European hedgehog)
Lineage: Eukaryota; Metazoa; Chordata; Mammalia; Eulipotyphla; Erinaceidae
Gene: TCN2
Product: transcobalamin 2
Exons: 9
Coding region: 362-1738 (458 amino acids)
Biological process (GO): cobalamin transport
Molecular function (GO): cobalamin binding
Source: RefSeq, a predicted model, not a curated record
GGCCUGGGUCCCGCCAGCCCCGCACCCACAUGAGUUUGAGAGCAGCUGACCACGUGACGCCCUGCUUCCCCACGGGCCGGGGAGCCACCUGGGGCAGUGGGCUGCGGGCUGAGGGGUCUCAGCGAGGUGGUCCCGGCGCCUGGGCUCCCGCCCCUUCCUGGCCCCGUGCCCCCACCCCUCCAGGAAGCCUUUGGGCUCUGCCCUUCCGUCCUCUGUUCUCCCGUGUCUUCCCCUCCAAGCCCUUCUCCCUCUGCUGACCCAGCAGCCCGCUGGGCGUUAAUCAGUGACAGAGGUCCCGUCCCGAGCCAGCCGUGACCCAGGAGGCCUCAGCCUGCCAGUCUGCCCCUGCCUGGCCGCUGCCAUGGGGCUCCUGGAGGUCUUCCUCAUCCUGCUGGGCGGCCUGGGGGCCCUGGCCACCGAGACCUGUGAGAUCCACCUGGACCGCACACUGGAGGCGGGGCUGGGCCGGCGCCUGCUGCCCCGGCUGCACCUGCUGUCUGCGGAGCAUCUGAACCCCAGCGUGUACCUGGGCCUGCGUCUGUCCGGCCUGCAGGCUGGCGCCCAGGAGGCCCUGUACCUGCAGAGCCUCAAGCUCCACUACACACAGACACUCCUGGGCACUGACGAUGGCAAUAGCGGCAGACAGGCCAAGCCGUCCAUGGGCCAGCUGGCCCUCUACCUGCUGGCCCUCAGGGCCAACUGCGAGUUUGCGGUGGGCCGCAAGGGGGACAGGCUGGUCUCCAAGCUGAAGCGCUUCCUGGAGGAGGAGAAAAAGGCCAUGGAGGAGGGGCUCACGCCCCACACCAGCUACUACCAGUACAGCCUGGGCGUCCUGGCCCUGUGUGCGCACGGGAAGCAGCUCCACCACAGCGUGCCACACAGGCUCCUGCACGCCCUGGAGCACGGCCACCUCCCGGGGGGCGUGGACACGGCCGCCAUGGCCGGCCUGGCCCUCACCUGCCUGCAGCGCUCGGGCCUCAAGCACCACCGGCUGGGCCCGGCCCUCAGGAGCCUGCGAGAGGACAUCCUCAGGGCCCAGACGGCCGAUGGCCACUUCGGGAACGUGUACAGCACCCCACUGGCUCUGCAGCUGCUGGAGACUGAGCACAGCCCCGGGUUGGGGGCAGUGUGUAGCCAGGCCAAGGCCGCCUUGGUGAGCAGCCUGCAGGAGGGCGCCUUCCAGAACGCUCUGGUCAUCUCCCAGCUGCUGCCCACACUGAACCACAGGAGCUACGCAGACCUGCUCUCCCCCGACUGCCAGGCACCCAGAGCCUUGCUGGAGCCUGUCGCAGAGCCCCCUGAGCCGCACGAGGUGGAGUCUUCGAGAGUGACACUGUCGGUCCCCAGCCGUGGGUACAGGCAGUCUGUCCAGGUCCCCUUCGGCUCUUCCCUGAUGGACGUCUUGCUGAAGGCCCGGGAGCUGGGCGGAUUCACGUACGAGACCCAGCCGUCCUUGUCCGGCCCCUACCUGGCCUCGGUGAUGGGGACGGAGGCUGGGGACCACCAGUACUGGCAACUUCUGCGGGACCCCAACAUACCCCUGCUGCAGGGUGAGUCUGGGGGUGCUUGGAGCCAGCCCAGCACCAACGACAGGCGGAAGGGCACCAGCCCAGCACCCCACACAGCCCAGGUGCCCCAGACUCUGCCUGGGUAUUGUUCUGUUUGGGGAGCUGGGAACAGGACACUGAGUCCCCUGUCUUCUGCCCCUGACAGAGGGGCUCCCUUCCCCUGUCCUUGAGCCUGCACUGAGCACUGGGUCCUGAGUAUUGAGCACUGGGCACUGGGUCCUGAGUACUGGGCACUGAGCACUGGGUACUGGGCACUGAGCCUGCCAUCCG